This is a messenger RNA of Acanthochromis polyacanthus (spiny chromis), 1466 nucleotides long. RefSeq names its product cardiolipin synthase 1 (gene crls1). Gene Ontology annotation, biological process: cardiolipin biosynthetic process. Bases 149 to 1183 code for a protein of 344 amino acids. Lineage: Eukaryota; Metazoa; Chordata; Actinopteri; Pomacentridae. Gene Ontology annotation, cellular component: membrane; mitochondrion. The transcript has 7 exons. The record is from RefSeq and is a predicted model, not a curated record. Gene Ontology annotation, molecular function: cardiolipin synthase activity.
CUCCGGCCGCAUCAGUUUACGGCAGCAUGGCGGCCUGCUGUCUCGCGCUGGUCUCGGUCGGCUCUGACCGUUACUGUCGGUAACUUCGUCAUGAGCUCGCGGACGCAGCGCUCCAGGCCGGUGUGUCGGUAACGGAGGGCUCGUGAACAUGAUGACGGCGUGUUUUCAGCGGAUUUCCGCUCCGUUGCUCCGCAACGCCGCGAACGUGCGCCGCGCGGCUCUGUGCGGGUUCGAGCCCGCGUCAUGGCGGCUCACGCACACACCUGUCCUGGAGCGCACGAGACACACACAGCCUCAGGUGAGCGGCUCGUGCCUGCUGAGGCUCCAGUGGACGGACGGGCGGGUCUCGUGCUGGACCGGGAUCCUCCAGCGGGUCGAACCGGCUCCGUACCGAGGAAGAGGUCAUGAGGGGUCGGCGGCGGCGGCCAGCUUCCGGUGCUUGUUGACCCCCGGUGCGCGAGGACUGUGUAGCAGCAGCAGGAAGAGCGAGGAGACACCGGAGAGCGUCCCGGUGGAGCAGCGGGGAGAGACCGGACCGGUACCGGGACAAGGACUGUUCAAGUUCAAAGAGCUGUAUGAGAACCCCUGGACGAUCCCCAACCUGCUGUGUUUGAGUCGGAUCCUGUUGGCUCCAUUUCUGGGUCAUUUGAUCGUCCAGCAGCACUUUCACCUCAGUCUGGCUCUGUUCACUCUGGCUGGAGCCACUGACCUGUUGGACGGUUACAUUGCCAGAACGUGGCCCACUCAGAAGUCGGCGUUGGGCAGCGCUCUGGACCCGUUAGCUGACAAAAUCCUCAUCAGUAUUUUAUAUGUCAGUCUCACCUAUGCUGAGCUCAUACCAGCUCUACUGACAGCUCUGGUGAUCUUCAGAGACAUCGGUUUGAUCGCUGCCGUCUUCUGGGUCAGAUAUAAGACUGUUCCUCCACCGGUGACCCUCAGUAAGUUUUUUAACCCCUGCUACACCACGGCUCAGCUCAAGCCCACACUCUUCAGCAAGGUGAACACAGCCAUCCAGCUCUGCCUGGUUGCAGCUUCUCUGGCUGCUCCGGUCUUCCAGUACACAGACAGCAUCCUCCUGCAGUGUUUAUGGUACGUUACCGCGGUAACCACAGCAGCCUCCGGGUACAGCUACUGGCACUACGGCCGGAAGACGGUCCAGGUGCUGAACACCAGAACGCCGUGAUCAGCGGCGGCAGAACGAAGCAGCAAACAGAGACACUGACGGGCCGCCGGGAGCUCUGGAACCAAGUAGCCUGACAGCCGUUUAGGAGUCGCCAUGGCGAUGACACUCGGAGGCCGCAGAUGGUUUAACGAAACACUACGGCGGCAGAUCUGCCACCGGGCAGGUCGGUCCGCCCACGCUCACCCUCAGACUGUCCACAGAGCUUCUAUUUUCUCAGCGUUCACCUAAUCAUCGAUUGUCAGUUUUGUAAACCAAUGAUUUCUGAUUAAAAACAGAAAAUCUG